CUUUGAUCUUUUUUUUCGUCGUUGCUGCUCGGCUUCGUUGCUUUGCAGGAGGUGUAUAGAUUGCACGCGUCGCUUCUUCGGCUCCUUCCUGGCUAUUCGACUUCGCUCCUUCUACGACUUUCCUUUCCCUCCUGUCCGAUCGGAAGUUGCCACAUUUCGAUCGGAAGCAAGAACAGGAGCUUGGUAGCUGUGAAGGUAACUUUCUACCUUUCGCGCGCUUCUUCGGCUAAAUCCCUUUAAAUCCACCGAACCGAGGGAUUUAGUAAAUCCUGGAUUUAAUCCGUAAAUCCCUAAAUUCGGGAUUUAUGAAAUCCGGGGAUUUAACGCACUCACAAAAACCGUUUGGCUGGAUUUCGCGUAAAUCCGACUUAAAUCCCAACAUAAAUCCGAUACCAAACAGCCCCUAAAGGAGAGAAAAAAGUGAUCAUAAUUUUUUGGGUCUGCAAAUGAAUUCACCAGAAUGAGAGGGUCAGGGGGCGUUGCCUUCAAUGGGAACCAGAGAGAACAUGUUCUCUGGAUUGUUAGAGUUAGUAAAAUCCUGGUUUCCUCGGCGCACUGAGCCUGCAUAUGUGUCCAGGAACUUUUGGAUGCCCGAUAAUAGUUGCAGGGUCUGCUAUGACUGUGAUGUACAAUUCACUGCAUUUGUUCGAAAGCACCAUUGCCGGCUAUGCGGCCGUGUUUUCUGUGGGAAGUGUACUUCUAAUUCGAUCCCUGUUCCAUCAGUUGACCCAAAUGAUAAACAGUUAGAUGGGGAUAGGGUUCGUGUUUGCAACUUUUGCUUUCAGCAGUGGCGGCAGGAAGUACCUCCAGCAGCUAAUGUAAUCUUGACAUCAAAUGCCCGCAUGGAUGAUUCAUCUUUAACAGAUAGUAUGGUUACUACAAGAUCCAGUUGCACUUUUAAGAGUAGUACCAUGACCGCUUGCUCCAUGUCUUAUUCUAAAGAAACAUACCAACGAGUUUCUUAUGGGUCCCCUUCUAGCUCUGUUCAAUCUGGGAUCAUGGAGCUUGAUACUAAUAAGCAAGACGCUCUAAUGCUGGGAAGGAAUAUGAGUUCUGCUGCUUACAUAGGCAAUACUUUUUCUAAUAACUUCGGUUACUGCAAGAACAGUGUCAAGUGCAGAAGCGAGGAUGAUGAUGAUGAUGCAUAUGGUCUAUGCUAUUCUGACUCUGCAGCACAUCGUUUCCAGCAUUCUGAUGACUACUAUGGCAGUGUUGAUUUUGAUGAAACUGAUCAGGACUAUGACACAAAUAAUGUGCUACUUGCUGAAGAAAAUAUACCAUCUGAAGAUGCGAGCUCUCCGGUGGCUGAUUGCACAAAUUUGCUAGAUUUUACUUAUUCUGAUGAAAUGGCAGAAGCAGGACCUGAGCAUAGGGAUGCGUACGGUGUUUCUUCAUCCAUUUAUGCAAUGGAAGGUGCUGAUGAACCUGUAGAUUUUGAGAACAAUGAACUGCUUUGGCUCCCUACUGAACCUGAAGUUGAGGAAGAUGAGAGUGAGGCGAUAUCUAAUGGUGAGGAUCAUGAUGCCACUGGAGAAUGGGGAUCCCUUCGCAUGUCAAAGAGCUUUGGCAGUGGAUCAACUGAUGAACACAGGGGAGCAAUGAAAAAUGUUGUUGGCGGACAUUUUAGAGCAUUAAUUGCCCAACUUCUACAGGUUGAAAAUCUUCCGAUUGGUGAUGAGGGUGAUAAGGAGAGCUGGUUGGAGAUUAUCACAUCGUUGUCAUGGGAAGCAGCAACACUUCUCAAGCCAGACACCAGCAACGGAGGAGGAAUGGACCCUUCUGGGUAUGUUAAAGUCAAGUGCAUUGCUUGCGGACAUCGCAGUCAGAGUGUAGUGGUAAGAGGAGUUGUUUGUAAGAAGAAUGUAGCACACCGCCAUAUGAAGUCAAAUAUUGAGAAACCAAAUAUUCUAAUUCUUGGAGGAGCUCUUGAAUACCAGCGAGUAAUGAAUUAUUUAUCAAGUUUUGACACUUUACUUCAGCAGGAAAUGGAUCACUUGAAGAUGGCAAUUGCAAGAAUUGAUUCUAACAACCCACAUUUACUUUUGGUAGAGAAGUCAGUGUCACGUUUCGCGCAAGAUUUUCUUCUUGCAAAGGAUAUUUCACUGGUUUUAAAUAUCAAAAGGCCACUUCUAGAGCGUAUAUCCCGUUGCACUGGUGCUCAAAUAGUCCCUUCUAUUGACCAUGUAUCGUCUCCAAGGCUGGGGCGUUGUGAUCUAUUUCAUGUAGAGAAGUUCUUUGAGGAACAUGGUAGUGCUGGUCAAGAGGGGAAGAAGGUGGUGAAGACUCUGAUGUUCUUUGAAGAAUGCCCAAGGCCUCUUGGCUGUACUAUUCUUCUCAAGGGUGCAAAUGGUGAUGAGCUGAAGCGGGUGAAACAUGUGGUUCAAUAUGGUAUUUUUGCAGCCUACCACCUUGCUUUAGAAACUUCUUACCUUGCCGAUGAAGGGGCCUCUCUACCGGAACUUUCUUUGAAGCCUCCAAUAACUGUAGCACUGCAAGAUAAGCCAUCUGGUGUCAACAGAUCCAUAUCCACCGUACCUGGUUUUGCUAGCGAUAUUUCUUUUGCAACCGUGCCUAGCGACGGUGUAAAUUCCAACAUUGUGCAGGAUACCUACUCCGAAACAACUAUGCCUGAAGAAGUGAAUUUGCACGCAUCACCACUUCAAUCUAGUAGCCUUAGCUCCCAGACGGUGGACGCGGCCUCUACCCUUUCUACUCAACCUGAAAAUAGUGAAAAGUUGGAUACGUGGAAUUUCAGCUAUGCCAUGCAUGCUGUGGAGCCACAGAGUAGAGUUUCUUUGACAAUGAAAGAUUGCAUUAGUACCUUUUCAAAUAAUGUCUCAGGGCAGUUUCCAAGGGAGAAGAAUAAAACUUGUUUUUUGGAAUCUUCCAUUGCUGAAACAAUCUCAAACGAUGUUCAAGAGCAUACCAUUUCUAAACCAGUUGCUCUGGAAGAUGAUUUAAAUCAAGAAGACGAAGUUGGCCUAUCUCAUGCCUUGAAUUUUUAUCAAGGUCAAGUACAGGAAAGCACACAGAUGUUGGAGGAUUUUUCACCAUGUCCUUCUGAUCAUCAAAGCAUUUUAGUUUCUCUAUCAAGCCGUUGUGUGUGGAAAGGCACUGUUUGUGAACGAUCUCAUCUCUUUCGCAUUAAAUACUACGGUAGUUUUGAUAAGCCUCUUGGAAGGUUUUUGAGGGACCAUCUAUUUGACCAGAGUUAUCAAUGCCCUUCUUGUGACAUGCCCUCAGAAGCUCACAUUUAUUGUUACACUCAUCAACAAGGUAGUUUGACAAUAUCAGUUAGAAAACUAACUGAGUUUCGUUUGAGCGGAGAACGGGAUGGAAAGAUAUGGAUGUGGCAUAGGUGUCUACGUUGUCCUCGGCUUAAUGGUUUCCCACCCGCAACCAGAAGAAUUGUAAUGUCAGAUGCUGCUUGGGGUUUAUCAUUCGGUAAAUUUUUGGAGCUUAGCUUUUCAAAUCAUGCCGCUGCUAGCAGGGUUGCUAGCUGUGGUCAUUCUCUUCAUAGGGACUGUCUUCGGUUUUAUGGGUUUGGAAAAAAGGUUGCCUGCUUUCGAUAUGCAUCAAUUAAUGUUCACUCCGUUUACCUGCCACCUCAUAAACUUCACUUCAACCACAGAUAUCAGGAUUGGGUACAAAAAGAAGCUAAUGAGGUUGAUGAGAGGAAAGAACUGUUGUUUGCUAAUGUAUUAAGCUCCCUUAGACGGAUUGCAGCUAAAAGACCAUGCUGUGAGGUUAAAACAGAAAACCCCAAAUUCAAUCAUUUUAUUCACAAACUUGAAGAAAUGCAGCUGCAGGAGAAGGAAGAAUUUGAGGAAUCUCUAAAUAAGGUGCUUAAAAAGGAGUUGAAUAAGGGAGAACCAUUCAUUGAUAUUCUUGAGAUAAACAAGCUGAAGAGGCAGUUGAUCUUCCAGUCAUAUAUUUGGGACCAGCGCUUGAUAUUUGCUACUGGGUUAGAACAUCAUCCCCAUGAGUUUCUUAGUGGAUUCUUGAUUAGUGAUAGUGAAAAAUCCCCAACUGACAAACUAGAAGAUCCAAAUUUAACUACUAAAGUGCAAGGUACCAACACUGCUGAUUUAGAUUUCAGAAUUGAUGAUAUUACCAAGGAUGGAAAACUUGCAGUUAGCCUUAUUGACAAACCAUCUGACCAGCCCAACAGUUGGAAUCUAUAUCAGCAGAAAUUCACUACUGAAGCUGACACUGUUGAAUGGAAACAAAAAAUGACUAGUCUUUCUACUUGUGCUAGUGAAGGCGCUCAAUUAGAUCCUUUGGCAUCUGGUCUUAGUGGGCAUAUAACCCUCUCAGACGGGCAGUUUCCAAUAUUGGCAAAUAUUUCUGAUACAUUUGAUGCCAAAUGGACAGGCGAAUAUGGACCUGCAUUUACAGAUUUAAGCACGCUGGACUCAUCUGCUUCAGUAGAUCCAGCAACUCUGGUAGCUCAUGAGACAGAAAAGAAAGGUGUAGCUGAUGUUACAGAGUCUUUGGCAUCUGCAUUAUGUUUCAAGUUGGGGGAUAGCACAGAAGAGUUCUCAAAUUGGGUUGAACUGCCUUUUCUCGAUCUCUAUCAUUCUUUCAACAUGGGCUUAGGCUUUACUCCAAGAUUUGUGACCCUGAAUGAGUACAAUCCUGUCCAUGUUUCUUUGUUCCAGGAGUUUGAGCAUCAAGGUGGGGGAAGGCUGCUUCUUCCAAUUGGAGAAAAUGAAACAGUCAUCCCAGUCUAUGAUGAUGAGCCCACAAGUCUCAUUUCUUAUGCGCUUGUCUCACCCAACUAUUGUUUUCAAAUGUCAGAUGAUCGGGAAAGAACCAGAGAUUUAGUGGACUCAUCAUUUCAAUCAACCUUGAGUGGUCCAGUCAACCUUCAGUUUUCUCAUUCAAUGGAUGAACUCUCCUCUGAAUCCUUUAGAAGCUUUGGUUCGACUGAAGAGAGCACAUUGUCAUUGACUGGAAGCAGAAGCUCUUUGGAUCCAGUUUUGUAUACAAAAACAAUGCAUGCUAGAAUCUCCUUUGAAGAUGAUGGUCCACUGGGGAAAGUCAAAUAUACAGUGAUUUGCUAUUAUGCUAAGCAUUUUGAUGCUUUGAGGAGAACCUGCUGUCCAUCUGAACUUGAUUUUAUAAGAUCUCUCAGUCGCUGCAAGAAAUGGGGUGCACCGGGUGGCAAAAGCAAUGCAUUCUUUGCUAAAUCACUAGAUGAUAGGUUUAUCAUCAAACAAGUCACGAAAACAGAAAUUGAAUCAUUUAUUAAGUUUGCUCCUGAAUACUUCAAGUAUCUCUCAGAAUCUAUAGACACUGGAAGUCCUACAUGCCUUGCAAAGAUUCUUGGUAUCUACCAGGUGGCAACUAAGCACUUGAGGGGCGGCAAAGAGAUGAAAAUGGAUGUAUUGGUUAUGGAAAAUCUUUUAUUUGGACGAACUGUAAAAUGGCUAUAUGACCUUAAGGGAUCUUUGAGAUCAAGAUAUAAUCCCGAUGCAAAUGGUAAUAACAAGGUACUUCUUGAUCAAAAUUUGAUUGAGGCCAUACCAACAUCUCCAAUUUUUGUGGGAAACAAGGCAAAGCGGUUGUUGGAGAGAGCUGUUUGGAAUGAUACAUCUUUGCUCGCUUCAAUAGAUGUGAUGGACUAUUCUUUGCUAGUUGGUGUGGAUGAAAUGAAACAUGAAUUAGUUAUAGGAAUUAUUGAUUUUAUGAGGCAAUAUACAUGGGAUAAGCAUCUUGAGACAUGGGUCAAAGCCGCAGGCAUUUUGGGUGGACCGAAGAACGUUUCUCCGACAGUGAUUUCACCUAAGCAAUACAAAAAGCGUUUCAGGAAAGCCAUGUCUGCAUACUUUUUGGUUGUCCCUAAUCAGUGGUCGCCUCUUUCUAUUAUACCUAGCAAAUUACAUUCAGAUCAGGAUCAAGAUAGCAGGCAGAAUGAUUGAAAUCAUGUUGGUGGUGUCAGGCCUGCGGCUUGCUUUCCGGUCGAUCAUGGUAAGUGAAAAUCUGCAGUAAAGGUUCAAAACUCAAAGAGGCUGCUAACUGAAGGAAAACUCCCCUACCAAUGCUCGAAACAAAAAGGUUUAGUGAUAUGUGUGCCAUCGGAGUAUUUUUAUUUUCCGUGGUGCCAUUCUUCUUUCUGAAGCUGCUGCCAUUGUCACCUCAAUCCCCUUCUUAAAGCAACUUUUUGUUCGAUCGUCAAAUCCUCCUGGUAAUGUUUUCUACUCUUCUUGAAGUCCUUUUUUCACGUUAAUUUGUCCUUUCAGAGAUUGCCAAAUCUUUCUGGUAAUGAUUUUUACCCUUUUGCGAGUCCUUUUUUUUCUCAUCUUAAGUUGCUUAACCAUAUUUAUUCAACUCAGAUACUUCUCAUUCUUGGUAUAGCUUAAUGCCAAAUUGAACAUUCAUGCAUAAUCUCUGCACCCUACCUCAAGUUUUUUUCAUAUUGCUUGUCACUUCUUAUCAUUGAAACUAAUUUUGAGAGUUUUCUCAUAUUUUUGGGCUUCAUUUUGAUUUGGAUUUUUUCCUUUUAUCCAAAAUUUUUUUUUUUUCUAAUGCUACUCAUCAUGAAACCCUGACUACCCUUUUUUCUUCUCCAAGUCUAAUCAAUUUCUGGAACUUAGGCUCAAGCCUAAUGAAUGAUGUCUGGUUCCCACAAUUAUAGUUCUUGUGUGACAAAUUUGCUGAUUCUUUACUAUGUAAAUUGUAGUAAUGUACAAAACUUGAGGUAGAAAUUUUUAUAGCUUUGGUAAUUGUUUAGUUUGUCAAAAUCAUUAUCUUCUUUCUUCAGUGAUAAUUUUCUUUCUUUUUGUCCUUUGUAACGGUUAGGUUUCGUUUGGGAUGACUUUCUUACAGCUUCUUAAAGCAGCUUUCUAAUACAAUAAUUUUAAUUUUUAUAUUAAAAAGCUGCUUUCAGAAAUAGUAAGAAAGAUGUCGCAAACAAAGCCUUAAUCAGUGGAAAUCAUAUUCUUUCAUUAAGCUAUAUUUUGUAAGAAAUGAUGGUUUUCUAGUAA
Dendrobium catenatum is the source of this 6989-nucleotide messenger RNA. RefSeq names its product 1-phosphatidylinositol-3-phosphate 5-kinase FAB1B. Gene Ontology annotation, cellular component: endosome membrane. Gene Ontology annotation, biological process: phosphatidylinositol phosphate biosynthetic process. Gene Ontology annotation, molecular function: 1-phosphatidylinositol-3-phosphate 5-kinase activity; metal ion binding; ATP binding. The transcript is spliced from 12 exons. The record is from RefSeq and is a predicted model, not a curated record. NCBI's taxonomy places the organism in Eukaryota, Viridiplantae, Streptophyta, Magnoliopsida, Asparagales, Orchidaceae. The coding region runs from base 489 to 5924 and encodes 1811 amino acids.